AUGGAGCUGAAGGACUUCUGCCUGAGCGACAACUUCCACUUUCUCAACCACAAUCUUCUAGAUGCAUCCACCUCAGACGACCCUCCAUCCCCGACUGACGCGCCGCUCAAAGCCGACCCGCUAAGCCCUUCGUUCGGCCUGGAAAGCAGCGCGACCCCCUUCAGUCCCGGUAGCACAUCGGACAGCAGCGGCUACAGUGUGUUCUCCCGGAACCCGUCUUUGAACCCGGACUCCCCGGUGAGCUCCAGCUCCAUUUCCAGCAGCAGUGCUCCGGUUCUCUUCCACCCGGCGGGACACCCUGAGCACGGGCUCAUUAGCGACUACAUCCCGUCCCUGAACCCGGGGCCCAAGCGCCUGUGUCUGGUGUGCGGAGACUUCGCGUCCGGGUAUCACUACGGAGUGGCGUCCUGCGAGGCCUGCAAAGCCUUCUUCAAAAGAACCAUUCAAGGGAACAUCGAGUACAGCUGUCCGGUGGUCAAUGACUGUGAAAUCACCAAGAGGAGGAGAAAGUCCUGUCAGGCUUGUCGAUUUCAGAAGUGUCUGCGGGCCGGCAUGAUGAGAGAGGGAGUUCGCAUGGACCGGGUGCGAGGAGGCCGACAGAAGUACAAGCGGAGAGUGGAUUCAACACUGUCUGUGUUCAGCAAAACAGCAUACACACUCGCAAACAAGCCCAUCCGGAACAGGCUGAUCUGUGAACUGCUGCUGUGUGAAGUGACUCCUCUGCGAGCGGCUCCUGACCCCUCGACCCCAGACAGUGACCUUAAGACCCUCAUGACCUUAUGUGACCUUCUGAACCGAGAGCUGCUGGUGAUGAUCGGAUGGGCAAAACACAUACCAGGUUUCUGUGCUCUGUCUCUGCUGGAUCAGAUGGCUCUCCUUCAGAGCGGCUGGAUGGAGACUCUGCUGCUGAACGUGGCCUGGAGAUCUCAGGCUUCGGCAGAAGAGCUUCAGUUUGCGGAGAAUCUGCGUCUGAACGAGAGUCAGAGUCGAGCGGCUGGACUUCACGAUCUCUACACGGCUCUCAGACACCUGACCUGCAGAUACCAGCAGAUGAGCCUCAAGCAGGAGGAGUUCAUCAUCCUCAAAGCCAUGGCUCUCGCAAACUCAGAUGCCGAGAACGUGGAGGGAGCAGAAGCGGUGCAGUGUUUUCAGGACGCUCUGCAUGAAGCCCUGCAGGAGUUCGAGAGCAGUCAACAUCCGUCUGAAGCUCACCGCGCCGGCCGGAUGCUGAUGACGCUGCCGCUGCUCCGACAGACGGCUAACAGAAGCGUGCGCUGCUUCAGACGCCUGCACACCGACGGACACGUGCCCAUGCACAAACUCUUCCUGGAGAUGCUGGAGGCCAAGAGCUAGAAGAACAGCACUUACAGUUGAAGGCAGAAUUAUUAGCCCCCUUGUGGAUGUUUGUCCCCCAAUUUCUGUUUAAAGGGAAGAAGAACACAUUUCUGAACAUAAUAGUUUUAAUAACUCAUGAUUUGAUUAUAACUGCAGAUCAAUGAUCAAAACUCCACAAUUAGGAUCAAAGCCUAAAAGGGUCAGUUUCAGAGAGCUAUAAGACAUUAUCUGUGUGGUAUUUUGAGCUGAAACUUCACACACACUCACAGACUUAAUUUAAAUCGUAAAGGGGCGUAAUAUAUCCGCUUUCAGGGAAAUACAGUUGUUGAUGUACAUUAACUAAUAUUAACAAGCAUGAGAUUGGAUUUUAAUAAAGCAUUAGUUAAUGUUGAUUCGUUAUCAGUACAUGACCUAAUGGAAGCUCGUUGUAAAGUGUGACCGCCUUUUCUUUCAGAAUUUAUAUCAGAACGGAGAGGUCGGGAUAAACUCAGGAUUGGAAGGAAUCAAGCCAAGACUUGUGAGAGUUAUAAACUCACAAAUUAUAAUAAUAAUUAAAUAUGCACUAUUUAGGGCGGGAAACAGAGGAAGAACUUAAAGAGAAUCGCUAACUCACGAUGGUGUAAAAUUAGGCUGCAGUGCUAAUAAGGGAAAUAACAGUCACAAAUGCAAGGAAUUAAGAUGCAAUACA
This is a messenger RNA of Danio aesculapii, 2023 nucleotides long. It is a transcript of the gene esrrd, whose product is annotated as estrogen-related receptor delta. Gene Ontology annotation, biological process: regulation of DNA-templated transcription. NCBI's taxonomy places the organism in Eukaryota, Metazoa, Chordata, Actinopteri, Cypriniformes, Danionidae. The record is from RefSeq and is a predicted model, not a curated record. Gene Ontology annotation, molecular function: zinc ion binding; DNA-binding transcription factor activity; sequence-specific DNA binding.